UCUCCGCCCCAUCCCAGUCCGGGGACUGCCGGAGCGCUUCAAAGUGUCCGCACGGUGCGGUGCAGCUUCACGCUCGCUCAUGUACCCACACGUAGAUGCGGACACAGACACACGAGCGGACAGAUAUGCAUUCACAUCUAUAACAUACUCGGACAGAUUUCUACAUGCAUAGUGAUAUAAAUCCACAUCUGCAGACAGCGGGCAGAGGGUUGGCAUUAGCACUAGGCGAUGGCGGCUGCUACGCGCGGCAACAGCAGCUCGGCCGCACUGCACGCCGCUCACGGCAGCCUGGAGCCCCCCAAGAAGCGCAUAGACCCGAGGAGAAGGCAGGCGGCUCUCAGCUUCCUCACCAACAUCUCCCUGGAUGGGCGUCCGGCGCAGGGUGAGGGUGAAGCGCAGGAGGACGAGGAGGAAGCACCGACCCGCACCGACUCCUGCCUGUCCUGCAGAGCCGGCGCUGCGAGCUGCGGGAAUGCAGCGGAAGGGGAGCCGACGGCGAGGUGUGCCGAGCGCAGGGUGCACACCGGCGGCGCGGGCGCUUCCCCCAGGGGGAGGAUCAAUUCCUUCACUCUGGGAAUUGUGCCCACUGCUUUCCUGAGACAGGCGUCAGUGCCCAACUACUGCCUGGAGCAGGGCCAGAUUGGCAGCGCCGCUUUCGAUUUACAGCGAUCCAGGCGCCGCUUGGUUUCUCAGCGUUCUUCAUUGGAGACUCUGGAAGACAUUGAGGAAAAUGCCCCAUUGCGGAGAUGUCGGACUCUGUCAGGUUCUCCCAGACCAAAGAGCUUUAAGAAGAUUCACUUUAUCAAAAACAUGCGACAACACGACACCAGGAACGGCAGGAUAGUGUUAAUCAGCGGCAAGAGGUCGUUCUGCUCGGUGUUCUCAGUAAUGCCGUAUCAAGACAGCGCUCAGCCUGGGGAGAUGCAAGCGGAGGGUGCGAGGCCAAGGCAUCCUUCCGGAGGAAUCAGUGCCAAGGAGAUGGUGGUUGGUCUGGAAGGAGUGGAACUGGGUGCAAAUGGCAAGACCGUUUCCUACACACAGUUUCUUUAUCCAACUAACGUGCUUGGUGGACGGAGGAACACAAUAGAUUCCACAGCAUCUUUAUCCCAGUUUCGCAACACUAGCCAUCGUAACACUCCUCUUGGGAGGGCCAGCAGUUCCCAGGGAAGCAUCGAAACAGGUACUGAAGUGACAGAGUUUGCAGAGUACGAUCCCAACCUGGUGGACGACCCGCAGUGGCCGUGUGGAAAACACAAGCGAGUUCUCAUUUUCCCUUCCUACAUGACUACAGUGAUUGAAUAUGUCAAACCCUCUGAUCUUAAAAAGGACAUGAAUGAAACCUUCCGAGAAAAGUUUCCCCAUAUCAAGUUGACCCUCAGUAAGAUAAGAAGUCUGAAACGGGAAAUGAGGAAGCUAGCACAAGAGGACUGUGGUCUGGAAGAGCCAACCGUGGCCAUGGCCUUUGUCUACUUUGAGAAACUGGCACUCAAAGGCAAACUGAACAAACAAAACCGCAAGCUCUGUGCAGGUGCCUGCGUUUUACUAGCAGCCAAAUUAGGCAGCGAUCUACGAAAGCAUGAAGUCAAACAUCUGAUUGAUAAACUGGAAGAAAAAUUCCGACUUAACCGACGAGAACUGUUAGCCUUUGAGUUUCCCGUGUUAGUUGCCUUGGAAUUUGCUCUUCAUCUUUCCGAACAUGAGGUGCUGCCACAUUACAGAAGGCUUACUCAGCAUUCCUAGCAGUGGCCAAGGGGGUCCAGAUUCUUCCGCCACUGUGCCGCACCCCACCCCCAUCUACAGGAAGCAACACCGUUACAAAGGACUUUGAACAUUCGAAGAGCAUACUGUGACACAUGGUAUUCUCACAUAUUGAUAUCCCGAGACAAACUCUUCUAUUUUUAUAUGUCCACUGAUGAAAAUGCACUUUUGUGACCUGGAGAUGUAGCGUUGACAUUUUGCAGUUAUUUUCCUGAUUAAGAUGUCUAUUGAUUUGACAUCCGCUGUCAGGACAAAACAAUUGUUAAAGUUUGUUUUACAAUUAGCAGAAUUUUGAAGGAACAAUCUCUGUCAUAUAUUCUAUAAUAAAUUGUUAUAUCAUUGUUUCUUAAAGAAUUUACUCCUAACCCCUGAUAACUUUUUUCAAACACUAGAAUGAGAAGUGACUUAUUACGUUUAUACAUUUUUGUGUAUAAAGCUGUUCGUUUUUCUUGCCUGCAUUAUCAAUUUAUAAGUGUUUCUCUCUGGAGAUUAUUGCCGAAUUAUAGAGAUGAGUAAAACCACAAUCUUUAGCUUCAUAAAGAUGCUCUAUGUUAGAGUUCAUGCUCAGCACGUUUCCAGUGCUAUGUUGAAGAUUUUGUCUUUUCACAAGAACCUCUCUUGAACCAUAGAUGUUAAGCAGGUGUAAAUCUGACUGCCGGAUUUCUUUUUCCUUACGUAUUCCUAUGUUGAAUGAUCUUUCAAUAAUGCUUGACCAGUCAGAUAUUUGAAUGAUAUGCUUUGCACUGUUAGUUGAUGAAAACAAGCCAUAUUUCUCUGUACAAACAAGCACAAACCUAGGCCAGUACUUACUGUUACUCUUUCUGGCUGCUGAUAAAACAAAGGCUCGGUAUUAUUCUCCAAAUGAAGUCCAGGCCAGAAAGGCUGAAUGUAACUAAUUUUACUCAGUUUUCCUGGUGAUAAUUCAGGUUUCUAAUUUGCAAAUUCCUUCAGAAGUGAUUUCAAUCUCUUGUCAGUAUGCUGUUCUCAAACAUUUGUUAUGUUAAUGUAUUUGGUUGGUUGGUUAAAUCUAUCACCCCUACUGGGGCACAGGCUGUCGACAGCAGCUCUCCAGAAUCCUCUGUCCUGGGCCUGUCUUUCAGUUUGGCCCCAUUGAAGAUCCUUUCUCUCCCAGGAAUGAGGUCUUUGGAGUUUCCGUUGGUGUUUACUAUAGCUCUGGGUUUUUACAGGCUGCCGUUGCUCGCCUCACAUCCAACCCUCCUCCUCUCACAGCUGGGGUUGGGACUAUUGUUAAUGGAUUUGUUUUACACUGUUUCUCUGAAAACCAAUUUACUGAUUAAGUUUAUUUUGUAACUCUCGAUGAUCUUAUGCAUCUGCACCAAUCUCUACUUUAUAGAAUAUAAUAAAAGUGCUGAUAAAAAGUUCUGAAAGUUGUGCUGAUGCUGUUCUGAAACAUUGAAUGC
Messenger RNA from Mobula hypostoma (lesser devil ray), 3179 nucleotides. Its product is annotated as CDK5 and ABL1 enzyme substrate 1-like. Gene Ontology annotation, biological process: nervous system development; regulation of cell cycle. Lineage: Eukaryota; Metazoa; Chordata; Chondrichthyes; Myliobatiformes; Myliobatidae. Bases 229 to 1740 code for a protein of 503 amino acids. The transcript is spliced from 10 exons. Gene Ontology annotation, cellular component: cytosol. The record is from RefSeq and is a predicted model, not a curated record.